This is a messenger RNA of Rana temporaria (common frog), 1208 nucleotides long. RefSeq names its product protein ALP1-like. The record is from RefSeq and is a predicted model, not a curated record. The coding region runs from base 67 to 993 and encodes 308 amino acids. Lineage: Eukaryota; Metazoa; Chordata; Amphibia; Anura; Ranidae. The transcript is spliced from 2 exons.
ACGAUCCCAACGUUUGAUUAUUUACUUGAAAAGUUACAUCCCAGACUAUACCGUACAAACACAGACAUGCGACUUGCUGUGCCUCCAGAGGAGCGACUUCUCAUUACCCUCAGGUUUCUUGCAUCUGGAGUGUCUUAUACGUCACUAAGCCAUUUUUUUUUAUUGGGAAUAUCGACCAUAUCAGUGAUAGUGCAUGAGACCUGCGAAGCAAUAUGGGAGGAGCUUCGUUCUUCUGCAAUGCCGGUUCCUGAUGCUACCAUGUGGCAGGAAAUUGCGACUGGCUUUUGGAAAAAAACUCAAUUCCCCAAUUGUGUUGGAGCUCUGGAUGGGAAACAUGUCAGAAUCCAGAUGCCACCAGGAUCUGGCUCGCAAUUUUUCAAUUAUAAAAAAUAUUUUUCACUAGUGCUAAUGGCAAUUUGCGACAGUAACUACAAAUUUAUUGCCGUUGAUAUAGGAGCCUAUGGAUCGAAUGCCGACGCAAGAAUAUUUUCAUCAUCAGUAAUGGGGAGAAGAAUACUGGAGGGACACUUUAAUUUCCCAGCAGAUCAACCACUACCAUCAACUGUAGGACCAGAUUUGCCACAUGUUCUAGUUGCUGAUGAGGCAUUUGGACUUUCUCAUCAUCUUUUAAGGCCUUAUGCCAGGCAGAAUUUAACGACCCCAAAGAAAAUUUUCAACUACCGCUUGAGUCGUGCAAGGCGCCUUAUUGAAUGCACCUUUGGCAUUUUGAGCGGCAAAUGGCGCAUAUUUCAUAGCGCUAUACAACUUAGCGUGGAGAAUGCCCAACUGGCAAUCCAAGCCUGCUGUGUCCUCCACAAUGUCAUCCGCGAGAAGGAAGGGAUUUCUGUUGAGGAAGAGGACGAGGUAGACCUACCAUCUGUGCGCUUUUCCGGACUGCGACCCAACAAUUCAGCUAUUACCAUGCGUGACAAUUUUACUAAUUUUUUUAUGUCCCCAGAAGGAGAGGUUCCGUGGCAGUAUCAAUAUGUGUAAAAACAGUCACGAGGAACUUUAUCAUUUGCACCUUUAUAGUAACAUGUUUCGCCCCUUUUAGUUAAUUUGCAUGGUCUUUCUUGUCAUAGUGAAAACGCCAGUUAAUUUCUACAUUUAAGAUUUCUACAAGUGUAUGCUUUCAUGCUUCAAUUGUCAUUAUGUCCCUAUGAUAUAUCAGUUUGUUUCUUUUCACAUAAAAUACCAAAAAAAAAUCA